AAAUCAGAUUCAAAUCCUGACUUUUUAGCCAACAUCCAUACUCCAGAAUUUUUGAAUGGUAUUAAAGCUUCAGGAGUUCCAAAUCAUGAACUGCAUCUUAAAGUUGGAACACCGGUGAUGCUAAUGCGGAACCUUGAUCAUUCUCAAGGGUUGUGUAAUGGGACCAGGAUGGUUAUUACCAGAUUAGGUAAGCAUAUUUUGGAAGCAAAAGUUUUGACAGGAUUGAGUGCAGGUGAGAAGGUUUUGAUACCGAGAAUGUCUUUGACUCCAUCUGAUGUGAGAUUGCCUUUCAAGUUUGAAAGAAGACAAUUUCCUUUGAUCGUCUCAUAUGCCAUGACGAUAAAUAAGAGUCAAGGACAAUCAUUGUCCAAUGUUGGAUUAGUCUUAAAAAAACCUGUUUUUAGUCAUGGUCAGUUAUACGUUGCGCUUUCACGUGUCACUAAUCCCACUGGUUUGAAAAUAGCUAUAUGUGACACAGAUGGGAAAAGUACCAAUGUAACGAUGAACG
Molecule: messenger RNA, 508 nt
Organism: Cuscuta epithymum
Lineage: Eukaryota; Viridiplantae; Streptophyta; Magnoliopsida; Solanales; Convolvulaceae
Source: the annotation of a GenBank genome assembly